This is a messenger RNA of Melanotaenia boesemani (Boeseman's rainbowfish), 3490 nucleotides long. Its product is annotated as UDP-glucuronosyltransferase 2A1-like. The transcript has 3 exons. The record is from RefSeq and is a predicted model, not a curated record. The coding region runs from base 1045 to 2724 and encodes 559 amino acids. NCBI's taxonomy places the organism in Eukaryota, Metazoa, Chordata, Actinopteri, Atheriniformes, Melanotaeniidae. Gene Ontology annotation, molecular function: UDP-glycosyltransferase activity.
GACUUUUUCUACCUCAGAAAUAUUUCCAAACUCUGUCCUACUCUCACCCUCCCUGAUGCCGAGAGGCUUGUCCACGCCUUCGUCUCCUCCAGUCUGGACUGCUGCAAUGCACUUUAUGUUGGGGUCCCCAGCACAGCUAUGCAAAAGCUGCAUCACAUUCAGAAAAGUGCUGCUUGGACCCUGAUGAGAGUGCAGAAAUAUGGGCAUAUCACCCCCAUCCUCCACUCACUACACUGGCUCCCCGUUUCCGCUCAGAUCGAAUUUAAGUUCUGCCUCCUCACCUUCCAAAGCAUCCAUGGCAAUGUCCCCCCUCGAUACCAAUACUAAAGAUGUUGCUAGAUAUUAUAUGGAUACUUUAAAGGGGGGAAAAUGUAUUUAUUUUUUUAUCAGUCAGAACACCACAAAAAUAACAACACAAUCCAAACAAUAGAACAACAAUGUAUUAAUAAAUAUAAGACAAGGCAUUAAUGUAAAAUAAAUGCAUUAUUUUAAAAUAUUAGUUUGUACAGAGAUACCAUCUCAAACAAUGUUCUCAGACUGUUUGCUCACUGUGGUGAAAAAGAAAAAAAAAAUUCAACCACUAAUUAAGUGUACUUAUUUACACAAGUGCUUUAAGGCCGUUUCUCAAUAUGCGUACUUGUCUGUACUUCUGUUCUUGUGUAAGUCAUUAGUUAAGAGCCUAGUACUGCUGCAAUUUAAAGAACAUAUUCAGGCAAGUACGCUACAAAUUCCUGUAUGUGUACUUGCCACACUCAUUUAUCGAGGAUGCAUCAGAGGUGACUUGUGUGGACUUCAAGCAGCCUACUUUCCCAGAAUGCACAGCGGCACAAACAGAAAGGUGGCGGAGGAAAAAGCUCAUAACUGACGACUGCAUGGCUAAAUCAACAUGAAAUAUGCAGGCAGCUCUGCAGGAGCAGAGAUUUAGGCUGCUAGCCUGGCUCGGAAGCAAUUGCCUGAAAACUGGGGCAGCCAGCAUCUUCAUCGAGAUCCUCCCCUCCAACAUCAUCACCUGCCUCCUCCUCUUCCUCCGCUAGUGCAUCAAAGAUGUCACCUGCUGCCACACAGACAUGCAACAGGCUCCUACAACUACACCUCCAGUGGUGGAAGGAAAAUGGAUUGUCAGUGUGUCUUAAGCCAAAGAUGAAACUGAUCAUUUGCUGCAGCACCUUGCUGCUGCUCCUCAUCCUUCCCAGAGCCAGUCAAGGUGGAAACAUCUUGGUUUUUCCAACCGAAGGCAGCCACUGGAUAAACAUGGACAUUCUGCUUAAAGCAUUGCACUCCAGAGGACACAAUAUAACAAUUGUGCGCUCCAGCAAAAGCUGGUACAUCAAGGCUAACUCUUCUUAUUAUCAUAGCUACACUGUUCCUGUUGAGAGAGCCACAGAUGAGAAGUUCAUGCAAAGAAUAAUAUCUGAGGGCAUGCAGUUUGUACGAGGGACUAUUUCCUUGACAAGUUUUCUUCAGUCAGGUCUUGACAUAUUAGGUAUUAUUGCUGAUGUUAACAGUAUUGUGAGUGAACUUGUCUCAGCCAUCCUGGAUGACAAAGAAUUGAUAAGAACUUUGAAUGAGAGUAAGUUUGACCUGGUGCUCACUGACCCCUGCUGGGGUGGUGGAGUUAUUUUGGCCAAAUAUUUGAACCUUCCUUUGGUCUAUAAUGCUCGCUGGCUAAUUGUAGAAGAGGCUCAUUUUGCUAUUGCUCCUUCACCCAUAUCCUAUAUUCCUAUAACAGGAUCUGGCAGCACAGAUAAGAUGACAUUUUCCCAGAGAGUGAAAAACAUGAUUUUCUAUCUAAUUUCCCAACUACAAAACAAUGUGGUGGCUAAACAUGCAUACCAGCAAGUUUGUGACAAAUAUCUUGGUCCUGGUCAUGACUUUGAUCAGAUAAAGAUUGAUGCAGAUAUUUGGUUGAUGAGAGUGGACUUUGUGUUUGACUUUCCACGCCCCACCAUGCCUAAUGUUGUGUACGUGGGAGGCUUCCAGUGUAAACCUGCAAACCCACUUCCUGAACAUCUGGAGGAGUUUGUGCAGAGUUCUGGAGAUCAUGGAUUCAUCAUCAUGUCUCUGGGAACUUUUGUGAAUGAAAUUCCUGAUGACCUGGCAAAUUACAUUGCUGCAGCUUUUGCUGAAUUACCCCAGAAAGUCAUCUGGAAGUAUAAAGGCAGCAGACCAACCACUCUGGGGAACAACACUUUACUUGUUGACUGGAUGCCACAGAAUGACCUGUUAGGACAUCCUAAGAUAAAACUGUUUGUGGCUCAUGGAGGAACAAAUGGAGUCCAAGAGGCCAUGUAUCACGGAGUCCCAGUUGUGGGUCUGCCCUUGUUUUUUGACCAAUAUGAUAAUCUGCUCCGUCUGCAGAUAAGAGGAGGAGCUAAGAUCCUCUCGGUAGCUGCAAUGGACAAAGAUGACAAUUUCUUGAAGGCCAUCAAAGAAGUCCUGAACGAGCCGUCCUACAGCAUGAACAUGCAGAGACUCUCCAGGCUGCACAGAGAUCAGCCAAUGACGCCCAUGGAUAACGCCCUCUUCUGGAUAGAGUUUGUCAUGAGACACAAAGGUGCAGCUCACCUGAAAGCUCAGUCCUACAAAAUGCCCUGGUAUUCCUACCACUCUGUAGAUGUAUUUCUGUUCCUGACUGGAGCUGUGCUGCUCAUGCUUCUAACAUCUGUCAUCUUUAUAAGGUGUUUGUGCAGAGCAGUCUGUAAAAAGAAGGUAAAACGAGACUAAUGAUAUAGUCUUUGUUCAUGUACAUAAUUACACUUUGCCAUUUCAUGCAACAUUUUUUUUUAUUUUAUUGUGGAAUAAUUCAUCUGUAUUUUUUCUUUUUUUCUCUCAUGAUUGCUUGAUUUGAUAAGUGAAGAUAUAAUUAUAUUAGUUUAUUUGUUAAGAUUAUGCUGAAUCUACCAGACUGAAUGUCAUGGCAAAAAUAUCUUUUCUAAAAACUUUUAUCUUUUGUCAAAGUUGCUUAAUACUUCAUUGACCUUAGUCAAGGAUGUGCAACCUCAGCAUUUUUGUAUUAACAUUUUUAGAGUUGUAAGAAUUGAGAGGAUGUCAACACACUAGAGUAUAAAUAAAACACAAGAAUCUAAUUAAUUGUAAAUAUUUAUACUUUAACCUGCCAUUUAUACUAACCUUCCUUGGGGGCUAGAGCCCAGGAACUACCAGGCAAGAGGCAGAGAGGUCAAGCGAGGUCGCCAGUCCAUCAGGUCAACAAAAAAGAGAGACAGACAACCACUUACAAUCUCUUCUGGGUGGAAAUUACAGUGACAGUGACAUGCAUGUCUUUUGACUGUGGGAGAAACCCUGCUCAAACCAGGAACCUUCUUGCAGUGAGGCAUUAGUGCUAACCAGUACAACACCAUGCAGCCAUACAUGGGCAUUUUGCUGUUAAAUACACUUUGAAGUCUUUUUGUUUGAGAUUCGGUAUAUUUAGUUUUGUAAAGUGUGGCAAAUGUAAUGAAACAUUGACACAGUUAAUAUGUUCUGACACUGA